This is a messenger RNA of Coniosporium apollinis CBS 100218, 627 nucleotides long. RefSeq lists its product as uncharacterized. Lineage: Eukaryota; Fungi; Ascomycota; Dothideomycetes. The transcript is spliced from 2 exons. Bases 1 to 627 code for a protein of 208 amino acids. The record is from RefSeq and is a predicted model, not a curated record.
AUGUCAAUAGCGCCAUACACCGCUGAACGCCAGAGGGCCAUGGAAGACGGUUACGCCUUGACUGAUGAGUACUCGGACGAGAACACCGACGUCGAAGGCGGCUCCUACAGAGAGACGCAGCCUGACUCUGGCGAUGGCACGGGCACUGAUGGUGACGCCAGUCCUGAGGACGGUGCCGGCAUGGAUGAUGGCAUGGGUCCUGGGAUCAUUGAAGAUGAUGCCGACGUGGACUAUGGCGAUGACAUCUUCGUUGACUGGUACAACGACCGUAACGUUCGAGCAAAAUACGCUCACAUAGCUUGGGUGACACUCCGGGCGUACAGGUCAGACUUGCGGCCCUGGACACACACACCACAGCAAUGCAUAUGGGAUACGAACAACCCGAUGUCAGACGGCUCCCUCUUCGGACAGUGCGUCUUCUUUGCAGACGAUUCGGCUCAGACUGCUGCGAGCGUCCGGCGCAUAGUCGUGAAUGGCCGAAGGAAGAACAUGAACAUUAACAAGUUUCUGGCGUUCGGCUGCGGGACGGUGUCACUUGCGGAGUGGAGGAGUCUCGUAAUGAAAGAGAGGAGUUUGCUCGUGUGGUCUCUUACCCGGAUGUCUUAUGGGAGGGAUCAUUACGCCUAG